Molecule: messenger RNA, 1275 nt
Organism: Torulaspora delbrueckii
Lineage: Eukaryota; Fungi; Ascomycota; Saccharomycetes; Saccharomycetales; Saccharomycetaceae
Gene: LSC2
Product: succinate--CoA ligase (GDP-forming) subunit beta
Exons: 1
Coding region: 1-1275 (424 amino acids)
Biological process (GO): tricarboxylic acid cycle; succinyl-CoA metabolic process
Cellular component (GO): mitochondrion; succinate-CoA ligase complex
Molecular function (GO): ATP binding; succinate-CoA ligase (ADP-forming) activity
Source: RefSeq, a predicted model, not a curated record
AUGUUGUCUGCUGGUUCCUUGUUUAGCAAGCGUUGUGGGUUAAGAGCGGUUCAACAGGUUAGAAACCUUUCUAUUCAUGAAUUUCGCUCUGCACAGUUGUUGAGAGAUUAUGGGAUUGGCACUCCCAGUGGUGAAGCUGCCAAGACUGCCGAUGAGGCCUUUAGAAUUGCUCAGCAAUUGGGUAAGAAAGACUUAGUGGUGAAAGCCCAGGCUUUGACUGGUGGUAGAGGUAAAGGACAUUUUGAUACCGGGUUUAAGAGUGGUGUUCAUAUGUGUAAAACUCCCGAGCAGGCUCGUGAAUUGGCAGGUGAAAUGUUGCAACAUAAAUUAAUUACCAAGCAGAGUGGUGCCAAGGGUAAAUUGGUUAGUGCAGUUUACCUUGUUGAACGUGUCGAUGCAAAGCAUGAAGCUUAUCUGUCGAUCCUAUUAGACCGUAAGAGUAAGAAGCCAUUGAUCAUCUGCUCUAGUGAAGGUGGUAUGAACAUCGAGGAAGUCGCUGAAAAGAACCCUGAUGCGAUUAAAAAAUUUUAUAUUACUCCAUCCGAGGGAAUCACUGAUGAGACUUGCAAAGCCAUUAGUGAAAACUUGGGUUUUAGCAAAGAAGCUCAGCCAGAAGCUGCAGAUGCAGUGAGAAAACUGUACAAGAUUUUCUCCGAGAGAGAUGCUACUCAGAUCGAGAUAAACCCCUUCAGUGAAGUCGCCAAUAAUAAGGACCACAAGGUUAUGUGUAUGGAUGCCAAGUUUGGGUUUGAUAGCAACGCGUCUUUCAAACAAGAAGGUAUCUGGAAAUGGAGAGACUUGUCGCAAGAAGAUCCAGACGAAGUUGUUGCCCAGGAAUACAACUUGAAUUUUGUCAAACUACAAGGUAACAUUGGUUGUCUUGUCAACGGUGCGGGCCUCGCAAUGGCCACAAUGGAUGUGAUUAAGCUUCACGGUGGAGAUCCAGCCAAUUUCUUGGACUGUGGUGGAGGUGCAACCCCUGAAACCAUCAAGAAGGCUUUCGAAUUAAUUUUGUCGAAUAAGAGUGUUGAUGCAAUCUUUGUGAACAUCUUUGGCGGGAUCGUUCGUUGCGACUACGUGGCACAAGGUCUUGUCCAAGCAGCUAAAGAGCUAGGGGUCAGUGUACCAAUCGUUGCACGUCUACAAGGUACAAAAUUGGAUGAAGGCCAAGAGAUCAUUCGUAACUGUGGCCUCAAGAUUCAUUCAUUCGAUGAAUUGGACCCAGCCGCCAAAAAAGCUGUCGAAUUGGCCCAAGCACAUCAUUCAAAAGUGUAA